Molecule: messenger RNA, 8617 nt
Organism: Linepithema humile (Argentine ant)
Lineage: Eukaryota; Metazoa; Arthropoda; Insecta; Hymenoptera; Formicidae
Product: Shal K[+] channel interacting protein
Molecular function (GO): protein binding
Source: RefSeq, a predicted model, not a curated record
AGUGUCUCGUGUCAGUCGAGCCGUGUGCCGCGUCGCGGUAGUGUCGUGCGGUAGUGUUGCGUUUCGCGUGUCUCGCCGAACACCGACGAUGACGUCUUCCUUGUUCCAACUAUGAACGGUGUACGUUCAUGACGAAGAUCAGCGGGCACGCCGUCCCCGUUAACGUCGUCGUCGUCGCCGCCGGUGUUGUCAUAGUUUUUUUUUUUAUUCGCACGCGGACCGGUUUGGAGAAGUCGCGCGCCGAUACCUGAACCUGAAGGAACCCUCGUCGUUCGUUGUCGCUUCGUUUCGAACCUUCGAAACCGAAUGUGAUCGCAAGACCGGAUGCUUUCGAACGGACGAUCGUUUUCCAUUCUAUUCGUGUGUCCGUACGCAAGGGGGAAACUUCAACGCGUGGAACAGCCGACCGUGACCGUCGCGAGUGACUGCACGAGAUUCUUUAAACAAGAACUCGUCGAGUUACAUUUUCGAUCGGAUCGAACCGAUCUUCGUUGCGCAGGAAAUCGUCGAGUUACAUUUCGAAAAAAAAUUUGGGCUACAUUCUCCGAAGUCGUCGGUGAGUGGCGCGCUGCGUGUUUGUCACAUUUGCCGGUUGUUUUCCUCGCGUUCUCGGUACUGCUUGUUUUCGUCGCGUUCUCGGCACCGGUUGUUUAGUGCACAUUCGUGAAAGCAAAUAACUAAAAAGACUCGUCGAUCUAUCGCGUGGAUAAAAGUUUCGUCGCAAAUUUCAUGGUCGUUAAGGGAAGCGAAUAGGAAGAUCAUUUUCAGAUUCAGCCGAGUUUUGUGAUUUUGAGAUCUCGAUUUCGAUCUCACGUUGAUCUACGAUUGUCUUCCAUUGAAAAACGACGGAUUCGACAACCGUAUUUCACGUCGCUCUUGCGAGUCUUCACGACGGGGAUCAUCUAGACAGCGUGGAUCACCUAGAUUUAUCCUUGCCGGACGUUUCGAGCUUCUUCGAACAGUGGAUGAGACUAUCAGUUCGUCUUCUCACGUAGUGCGCGCAACGACACACGGAAAUCGCGUGCCAUUUUCUCGAUCAUCGAUCAUCAAUCUUGCAAGUCCCGGUGACACAACCAGCUGAUGAGUCCUCACGAGUGCGCGAUAGAACGAGGUCACUUUAAUGAGAUACACUCUGCCAAAGGUUCUCGCUGAAAUAGAUCGAGAUCUGAUUGUCAACGUUUACUAUUUAACUCUGCGCUCGGGAGCGAACAAAAAGCGUGCGGAAAUUCGGAUUCCGUGAAACGAUUGACGUAUCGACGACGGCAGGCACGACGAUUCCGAUUUGAUCGCCCGUACAUCUCGUAAUGAGCCGAAGAACGGUGCAUGUCGAACGGCGAGCGUGACCGCCGCAAAUCGCCGUUCCCCCCGCGCGUUCCUGGGUCGUCGGUCGCCAAAGCGACCCUCGUUAAUACCGCAGCCGAUUGUGAAGGAGAAUGUCACGCUAGGGAGCGGGUCCGAUUUAUUCGCUGAAUCGACUGAAUCGAGUUUCGACAAACCACGCGCCCCGAUGGACGUUACAUCGUCUGGAAGGCGGCCUCGCGAGAUGGUAGCAGCCAAGUACAGCGGAUAAAAGCACGCGCGCGCGGCGGCGCGGAAUCGUCUAGCGAGGAGCAACGGUGAGAAAAGGCCAACGAAGAAGAAGCGCGGGGUAGGAACCGAGUAGUUUUAAAAGAGCGAGCAAGCGGGGGCGCAUUCGGGCCCACGCGUGCACAACGAGAAAGAGAGCCGAGAUGACCAUGACGAGUAAUAUUGUGGUCGAGUGGCUGCGGUCGCUCCACCUCGGCCAGUACUCGGAGUCGUUCAUCGACAACGGCUACGACGACCUUGAGAUCUGCAAGCAGAUCGGCGAUCCGGAUCUCGACGCGAUCGGUGUCUUCAAUCAGAAGCACCGCGCCCGCCUGCUGCAAUCUGUGAAGACCCUACGCGAGGAAGGCGCCGCGAGUGUGUAUUUCACGCUGGAGGAGACGACCGACAACAACUGCGACAAUGUCAGCUCGAAGUCCUCGAGGACAUCGUCCGAGAGGCCACCCAGCGACAAAGAAGCGCAGCGAGCGUCGCCCACGGCCAGUUCGUCCAGCGGCGGUCAAGAGCUGACAAAGUUCGCGGACGAGUAUGAGGAGGGUAAAGCUGAACUAGUGAGAAUUCCCAGGAUGCAGUUAAGGAUGCUGCUGCAGGAGAAGCUGAGACACGAUGGCAUCAGACUGGCCUGUCAACCGUACACUACACCGGUGCAGCUUAAAGCGUACUUAGCUAGGGUACAACAAUCGGAGGGCGAGAGGGGGUAUUUGGAAGGACUCGCUUCAAGGUACGCAGACCUCUUCAGAACGCAUUACGGAGAUGUCCUGGAGCCGCUUGAGGAGCUGCGCAGGCGAGAAACAAAUGCUUCCUCCAGAAUGUCCAACAACCAGCUCACCACCAGUCAUUCACAGCCCAUUUACGUGCCCGGGAAAUACUCGCCCUCGAGCUGUCUCAGCGACAAGGAGGAGGACGAAAUCUAUGGCUUCGGAUACGGGGUCUUCAGCAGACAGAUGCUCCAGCAUCGACAGCAGAAGCUCGCGCUCGCAACACAAAACACGACCGCCGCCGUGACACCGGGUGGACCUCAAGCAACCUACCAAAGUUGUCUGAGCCCGAGAUCUGCGUUCUUCUACGAGUUCCCGCCUAACGAACAAGGACAAAAUACAAGCAAGAAAAAGACGACGUUUUCGAGGUUGCUGCGGGGAUUGAAGACCCACAGAAAAGAGAAACAAGGCCAACAGACUCAAGGCUCUCCCAGGCAUGGUCGCGCAAGGAUGGGUGUUCCUCAAAGAGUAGACACACCCGACAGUGUUUUGCAAAGCGGCUUGGGUCUUGGACCCGAUAUGGGACACACGAUUCUUCGUUCGAUGGUAGAUCCUCGAGAUUACGAUCGAUUGAGAUACUUGCAAAUGAACGGCGGCCAACCGAAUAGUUUCGAAGAAACUAUACACAGGCUGAAAGUUCAAGAGGCGCUGCGAAAGAAAGAGCGAUUCCACAAAGAGCACGAGGAGAUACUGAGGGAUAUCCGGCAGGGUUUAAUGCAGCUAGGACGAGACGGACGGGGUCAGCUCCCUGGGGAUGACACGUACAUGUACGACGAAGACGCGCGUUGUGGAGGCGCAGGUGGUUUAGGUCCUGGAUCAGGUGGUCAACAUCAUUGGUACGAUGAACCACCUUACGAAUCGGAUCCCGAAGAUUUUCUUAUGGGGGCUAGCGGGGGUGGUCCGGUGCCUACCGCGACUAUUCAAAACGGAAGGGUGUGCUUUACGCUGAAUUUGAGGCCGGAGAAUCGAGGCGAGGGCGUGAUCUCUCUUCGAACAGCCGGCGAUAUCAGUUUGCCGCGCGAUCGUUCGAGGAAAGGUGCGACGUCGACGAUGCGAGGUCUCAUCGUUCCUCAGGGUCACAAUAAUCCACCGACGAUUAUACCCCUAACACAUUCAAGGGCUUCUCGUGAAAGUGGAGAUUACGCGAGUAGCGACGUGCAGAGUGUGAGUUCGAGACUAUCGACUGUGUCGGUGGACACGAGUAGGAGCGAUCAGCCUCCGGUGGGCGGUCGCCAUCCCGAUCGACCGGAUCACCACCACGAGCACCAUCACAACCAUCGCCAUCAUCACGACCAUCACCACGCGGUCUCACCCCGACCUAAUCAGCGUCACCCCGCCGCUACUAGCACGACCGUUGCCAACGCCGACGCAACGUCACCGCAAAGCAACGCGCAACGCCGCCCGAUUCCCAGAUAUAGCCGGAGUAGCGGCGAGGAGGGACUGUCGCCGAGCCAGAGCAGCGACUAUGAAGAUCAAGAAGAGCUCGAGAGUCAACACUCGGCCGCUGUUCACACAUCAGAGGCCAGCGCUCUGCUAGAGGGCGACGCCAGGGCGGGAAUCGCGGGUCGAGCGAGGAAUUUAAGGCACGACGUGCAGCGAAAGAUCUCGAGGCUGCGCCAGGAUCGCGCAUCCUCGGAAGCCUUUCCAUGCAGCGCGAGCAGCGUCGAGAGUCUGCCGAGCGGAAGCGGUUCAAGCACGCAGGCACUGGUCCGCGCAGGAAGCAAUCACAGCUCGAUAUCCUGCGAAGACAGGGACACUAUCAGCCCGACGUCUAUCGGACCUGUCCUCUGUCGAGCGAGGGCACUGGUGGAUUGCACUCCUAAUCCGUACGACAAGGACGCAUUAAAGUUCAAGAAAGGGGAUGUAAUCGAUGUGGUGCAGAUGAACAAGAGCGGGCUAUGGAAGGGCGUUGUGCACAACAGGAUAGGCCACUUCAAGUUCAUAAACGUCGAGAUACUGAACGACAGGGUGCCCAGGCGGGGCGAACCGGAGCGGGGCAAGUGGGGUCAGAGAUACAGGCAGAAGCCCGGUUCUGUUCAAGAGCUCUUACAGAGAAUGAAUCUUCAGGAACAUAUUCCGGUUUUUGUGCUGAACGGAUACGAGGAUCUGGAGCUCUUCAGGGAGUUAGAAGCGGCGGAUCUGGACUAUUUGCGUAUAGAACAACCCGAGCAUCGUGCCAAGAUACUCACCGCCGUGCAGCUUCUACACGAUCUUCAGUCGGGCAGCGAGGGUGACCUGGCCUCGAGUUCAGAGGGCGACGAGGUCAGCCGUCUGGUCUUAACCUCCGGUCAGACGUCGGGCCACUGUUCUCCCUUCAACCGACGCCAGUUCCCGCGAGAUUCUGGCUGCUACGACGCGCAUAAGAAUACGACCAGUCGACGGACCAUCAGCCCGGAAUCAACUACGACGUCGACAAAGCUGUCGAGGGAGAAUAAUCUGGAUAGCGCGACGACAGCCACGAAGAGCACCGGCGGUACAAUUGCUACGGAGGGUGGCUUGGCCGACGCGAAGGACAAUUUUCACCCCAACAUACCGAUCUCUAGCUCGGUAGCGAGUCAGAAGGAGGGCCAGUUCGAGAAGUCGCCGUUACUGCGGGGCGGUAACGUGCGGUACAUCGCGAAAAGGGGCAACUUCGGCGAGACGGUGGUGAUCGAGGACGCCUGCGAGGGUAGCCAAAAACUGGGCGGAAUGGUCAAGUACGUGGUCGGUGGUACCAGCGAUCUCGGCCUUGAGACCACCGGCAAUGUAACUGGCCUCAGUCAACGCGGCUGCCUCAGCGAGAAGUCAAGCGACUCCGGCGUUAGUUCGUCCAGCAUCAGCUCGGCGCCUCCGCCUCGGGACAAAAUGCUGGCUUCGGCCAGCGCCGCGUCGGACUCGCCGACUAAAAGCUUCGGCAAUUUCACCAGAGCGUCGCCGACUUCCCAGGGCGGCAGCAAGAAUCAAAACAACGACGGGAGUUACCAAUGAGAACAGCAGCAACGAAUCGCUAGACUGACGAGUCGUGAUGCAACCUUGAGUUCGAAGAUAAGAGGAAUGGAAAUCAGAGAAUAGCAACACUCAAUGCGAACUGGACAGCCUUAAUUCAGAUCGAUUGUAUAAUCGCGAGCGUCUUCAGCUUACAGCCCCUACGAUUCGUCAGAAAUUUCGACAAUGUCAGAGGAUCGACAAAUAUUCCGGGUAUUUUGUACCUUAGCAAGAGAUUCCCUAAUCCGCUCCUGACAAGCGUACUUCGCAGCAGGGUGUUUCUUCCAUUUCGGAUUAGCUUGCAGAAUUAAAGCAAUUCUAACGAGACCUAAUUGGUAACGAUAAAUACUAAUUGUCGCUGUGUCCGCUCGUUACAAAGUAUCGCACGCUCAAAUGCAUCUCGAUUUGAAUACGUAAAGCAAUAUCUCCUGUUAUUGUUGCUGGAAAAGUACCGAGGAUUUCACUUCAUUUGAUAAUUCUUGUCACGAGCGCGCGCGAAGUAAUACGCAACGGCGCGAACAGAAAUUGUAAUAUCGCCUGACGCGCUCCGAUAUUCAUGUCGGGGGAAUAUUUUGUUAUUCCGUAUCUCAGAUAUUUGGACGCGACGGGAAGAACUGAGGUAAGAAUCGAGCGAAACGAGCGAAAUUCCAGCAGUUGUUAAAGGGCUCCCCGGAGGGAGCAGGGAGCGAAGUUUCUUCGCAUUUACGUCGCGUUUGGUUCGAAUGAGAUGCAUUCGACGAGAAAAGCGGGGCCGAGCACAAUGUCAUUGCCGGUCAUCAUCUCCACGCCUGAUCGAUCGCUCUCGAAACAGCCAAGUCACAUCGCACCUGCGUGUAAUUAAUAAUAAGCGAAUACUAUGUGAUACGGUAGCAAUAUACGAUCGAUUAAUUGAAUAGAUAGAGAAAAAAAAACGGCGAUCAACGACGCGACGAUGUGAUUCGCAUUCCGUGAAUCGUUGUCGCGAUCCAUUACGUACAAUAAAUGAAAGAAAGAAAAAAGAGAACGUAAAAGAUCCGUUAUAACGAAUGCGUCCAUUUAUAGUUUUGAUUUCGAUACUACCUGUCAGUUUUAUCUUUGCCAGCGACGACCUCGCGAUUAAUCACUGCAAAUACUAUAUAGUUCGCAUCGUCUGACGAGCGAUAUAAUUCGUCAAAAACUGCCAGCGUUAUCGAAUCUUUGCUUUACGCUGAACAGCGAUCUCUUAUCUCAUAUGUUUCAAACUUCUUUACACGUUCGAUCGAUCUCAUCGCUAGCAGACGAGCGUAAAUGUGCGAGAUAGUUAUAAAUCGUCUCGAGAUACGCUCGAGACAAUUUUCCGCUUAAUACUGCGAACUCGCGAGGAUCCAUCUUAUUCAGUGAUACAAACGGAUUAUCGGAUCACAGGAUGCCUUACGAGCGUUUUUUACUUACUUAGCUUAUUUAUGCGACUUCAAUAAAGCUCAGUACUCGAACACGUCGGCUCGCGAGGAAAUAUCUCGUUUAUUUUCCACUGUUCGCAUAAUUUUGUACGGAGUGACGAGAAGACGAAAUUUCGACGCCGAUUAUGCCACGUCGUCACACGAUUUAUCCUUACUAUUACGAUCGACAAUCCCCAUCGUCGAUGCGACUCGUCAGUUCUUCGACAAGAUGGUAAUCUGUACAUGUGUAUAUUGACCACGCCACGGGAGGAAAACGUUGAAAGUUACAGAGAUUUUGUAUGUACAUAAAUAUAUAAUAUCUAUUACGCGUAGGACUUAACGAUGUUUUGUAUUGAUCUUGCCCGUUUGCCAAAACUUAAGAUUAGAUUACAUACGCGAUAUACAUAUAUCGUAUCGUUGGAUCUUAUGUACAUCUCUUGUAUAGUGUAAAAUCAUAGAUGAAUUUACGAGACGCGGGAGCGCAAUCAGAAAAAGGGCUGCGGGAACAGAUAUAUGGGCAAGACCGACGAGCCCGAUGGAUAAUAAUAAAUCGUAAGUAAUAAUUUUAGUUGUUACGAAACGUAGCGACGACUCGACAAAGCGCAUCUUUAUUGAAUAAAAUAAAAAAAAAAUACGCGCACCAGCCCCGAAUGAAUGAUUGAAAUGAUAUUGGCGGAUAGCACGCGGAAGCGGUUGGCUUUAUUGAAGAGUUUUUGCGAUCGUACACAAAGUACGUUGUUGCAACAACAGCUUAUUGAAAGCUACAAGCGUUUCACACAAUAUAUGCACAUUUUUUACAUCGUCGCGCUAUAAUCGCACUACAAAGACCGAAUCGGACAAUGGUGACUUAAUGAAGUCGGCUGGAAGUCGGCUAUGGUUAGAUCGAACAAGUGGUCGCGCAAGUUGCUUCCAUCGAGAUUGAUUAAUGCGACGCGCUCGUUCGCGACUGUAGUUGCGUGUGAUUUUGACAUCAAGAUCGAAAUUUUCAAGAUCCAAGUAUCGUCACCCUCCGUCAAUGGGCCUUUUUUUUUUAUUCGAGUUCGUAUAAUGAUUCGACGAUCCAAAAGACGCCGACGACUUCGUUGAGAGAGGGAUAUAUCCGAUAAUUAAUAUCGAUUUCGAUGCUAGUUUAUCCGUUCCAUCGAGAGUACUAACACGUGUAGAGAAUGUGUGAGCUGUUUAAUUAUGAAAAGAAGCCGAAAUAAAAAGAAAGAAUGAAAAAAUAAAUAUAAAUUAAAAAUUGUGUGUGUAUGUGUGUGUGUGUGCGUGUGGGAGCGCGCGCGCGCGCGUAUGUGAAAGAGAAAGGGAUGGGGACGCGAUGUUAAAUUAGUAACGAGUUUAUGAGAGUAUGCGAAUAGACACGAUAGUGAUUUUAUUAGCUCGGGAAAUCACGCAACAUUUGAUGUAAAGUAAAUUCAUUCUAAUCGUAGACCCAAGGCGCAGUAAUCGAAAUAGAUAAUUUAAGCGAACCUUAAGGGAGAAGCGAGUCAUUGACGAAAGAAGGCCUAUGGCGUCACCUUGCACGCCCCUCGAGACGGCGAUGCGAUCGAUAGAUAAAUUCAUUCGCCGAUUGAGAAGUCACGACGCGCGGCGCUUAGAGUCGCGGAGUCGCUAGCGAAAGAAAUUAAGCGUUUACGUAGCGGUCUAGUCCAUUUUUCUCGCGUGGUUAACAAAUAUAAUGUACAUAAUAUAAUAAAACGAAAAACAGAUCUAGAGAACGGCGAUCGCGGCUGCGAAUUAGCGCGCAACGUCGGACCUUUUUAUAAGCUGAUUUUGUAUUUAUUGGUUAAUUGCGGGGUUUAUAGAUGGUCACGAAUUCUUAUCGUAUCUCGGUUCUCGUAUGGUUUCCAACGAUAAGUGUUAAUUUAUUGACUGUGAAUAGAAAUAAACGAUGAAAGAUUCAAGCGAAAAUGA